Peronospora farinosa is the source of this 693-nucleotide messenger RNA. The record is from the annotation of a GenBank genome assembly. Lineage: Eukaryota; Oomycota; Peronosporomycetes; Peronosporales; Peronosporaceae.
AUGGUGACUCGUAAGAUUGUGAAGUCAGCUCUCCGUGCCCAUCACAUGCCGUCCUAUUUACGCCAUGUUGAAGCCUAUGACAUGUUGAGUCAUGGAAUGAGUGACUUGGAUUUUCAUGGAUUAAGGGCCCAUAGUGCCAAAUUCCAGUACUUUAUCGAUGAUACGAACGAGUUUAUCACCAUGGCUAAGAUGCAAUUGUACGAACAAUUGGAAAUUACCUAUUCUACUGAUGAACCUAAAUUGAUUAUAUCGGGCAUGUCGUACGGCACAUUGGUGAGUCUUCACACCAUAUUGAGUGGGAAACAUGACUUUAGCGGUGUCGUACUUGUUGCUCCAGCCUUGUUGGCCGAAAUGACAAUCAUGUUAAAAGUGCAAGCGUUCUUUGCUUGGUCGUUAAGUAAACUCAUCCCGAAAGCAAGAAUCGUGCCAGGAGUUAAUCGCGACUAUGUAUGCAGAGACCAGGACUAUCUCGAUGACUUUAUGGUGGACCCGGUGACAAUCUUGAAGCCAAUAAUUGCGAGAAUGGGAGCGGAGACAUUGAAGGCUAUGAGAGCUUUGGAAGUGGACGAGAGAGUGGAAGACCAGGGCAGUGCACUGUGCAAGCUACCUGUGUUGAUGAUGAUGGGGUCGAACGAUAAAUUGACGAGUUUAACGCUAUGCCCAGGUGUUUUACGAACGACUUGCGGCGAGUGA